UACCGACCAGAGGAGCUUUAGCAUCAUUUCCAGCAUAACGAAUUGUUCAUGCAAUUUCUGCUGCGCAAAUUCACGCGUUGUCGCGCAAUACUCUCUGUUUUCUAUUACCAUUCGCCUUUCACGUCUGCGAAUACCUGUUGUCAGAACCAGCCAAUCGCUCCGUCGCUUUACUUCGCAAACGUUGGUGAAUCUGUUCCCCGGUCGACUCUCGCAGGAUCUGAAAGGGACAUGUCCUUGACCAGCUAAAUGGCCAACAUGUCCCCUCUCAGAGGCUACAUUACUUGCUAUCCGCCGCGUAUACGCCAGUAUGGGAACGCCCUACUCACCCCCGUCAUCACUCCAAGUCAGGUCGGUCAAGCGCCGCGGACCAAGCGAGGGACUGCGGCUGUCAAUUAUGCGGAGGACGGCUUCGAUGAUGACGAUUUUGAGGACAGUGAAGGCCCUCGACGACCUACAGGCUUGAGGAGUCUCCGACGAGAGGAUUCGACUCUCGACAAGAUCCCUUUGACCGAAAAACUGGGGAAAGAGAUACAUGCUCCCGUGGAGGUUCAAGGGGUAUUUCGUGAUUGGAUGAUCAAGCGCAUGUUGCGACCAGCCUGUGCCGAUCAGUUGCAAAUACAAGCGCAGCUCCCUCUCACAUUGAUACCUAUUCGAAUUGACCUGGAAGUCCCUGCGCAUCAGCCUCUCGAAGCGUUCCCUCAGCCGCGAACCAUGCUCGAUCCUGGAAUCGCCUCUACCUUACCUGCAUAUAGAAAGCAGGACCCGUUGCCGGCCUACCGAAUCAAGGAUACAUUUCUUUGGAACCUCCAUGAGGCUCUCGCAACCCCUGAAGAAUUCGCGAUCGGCUUUGUUCGCGACAUGGACUUGCCCAACCCACAGGCGAUGACGAUGGCCAUCAGCAACCAAAUACGCCAACAAUUAGAAGAGUACGCCGGUGUUGCACUACAUCCUUUGUUUCAGAGUGUGCAAAGUAAACCACCUGCUUUGCCGUCAGCUAUUUCGAGAGAUAUGUCUGCUACGCCCGCUUCAACCCAUGCUGCUACGCCUGACAGCAGAGCCAACCAGGUGACAGUAUCGAAGGAACCACUGAUUAACGACAGUCUCUUAAAUCCCGAUGAUGCAUACAGGUGCAUGAUUAAUCUAAACAUCAAUUUGCAGAACAAACUGUACACAGACAAAUUCGAAUGGUCACUGCUACAUCCUCCCGGCAUGGCGGAGGAAUUCGCUCGAAUCACAUGCGCGGAUCUAGGCCUGGGUGGAGAAUGGGUGGGAACCAUUGCGCAUGGCAUUUACGAAGCAGUACUCAAGCUGAAGAAAGAAGUGUGUGAAAGUGGUGGGUUGAUUAGCGGUAUGGGAGGCUAUGGAAACGAGAUUGACAAUCAAGCGGCCAAUGGGGCUGAUGCAGGCUGGCGAUAUGACCCUGAAGGGCUGGGUGAUGAAUGGGAACCAAAGGUGGAAACACUGUCGAAGGAGGAAAUCGAAAAGCGCGAAGGCGACCGUGAACGACAAAUCAGACGUCUUCGGCGAGAGACUGCUAGAUUUUCUUCAACAGCCGGCAUCACACCGGAAGCUUCUCGACAAGGAAGUGGCUACUUCGAUGUCGAUAGCGAAACUCCCUUGGGCAGAGGCGAGAGAAGCAAGCGCAAGAGGCGAUUCCGUAGUUUGAGUCCGCUUGGCAGGGGUGGAACGCCUGGCGGUCGAGGCACGCCAGAUACUGGGUCUGGUGCAGGUUAUGGAGGAGGUGGCGGGACUCUUUCGGACUGGGAGCGACAAAAUUGGCGAUGCACGAACUGCUUAGUAUGGGGUACCGCAGUCUGGGCUGUACGAGACGGACCGACGGGCCCAAGGACGCUCUGCCACAACUGUGGUCUACUGUAUGAACGGGAUAAGAUCGCGCCGGAAUGGUCAAGAGACCUGCACCGUCAUGAUAUGCCAAUAGGCCGGUAGAACCUCUGGAAUGCAGCUGGUCACCCCUCUGUUGUUCAUUCACCUCCAGGCGUUUUUGCGUCUUCGUGGCUGGUUUCAGUAUCAGUGGACUUCAGCCGCCUCGAGUACCUUCAGGCAGCAUUGAUAGUCUUUCGACCUGUCUAUCAGGAUCAGCUUUCCCACGAUUUUCGCACCCUGGCUGCUUUC
Molecule: messenger RNA, 2133 nt
Organism: Aspergillus homomorphus CBS 101889
Lineage: Eukaryota; Fungi; Ascomycota; Eurotiomycetes; Eurotiales; Aspergillaceae
Product: putative RSC complex subunit Sfh1
Exons: 4
Coding region: 247-1947 (566 amino acids)
Biological process (GO): regulation of transcription by RNA polymerase II; chromatin remodeling
Cellular component (GO): nuclear chromosome; RSC-type complex; nucleus
Molecular function (GO): zinc ion binding; transcription coregulator activity
Source: RefSeq, a predicted model, not a curated record